Echinococcus granulosus is the source of this 3066-nucleotide messenger RNA. Its product is annotated as Sodium/potassium/calcium exchanger 6. Gene Ontology annotation, biological process: transmembrane transport; intracellular calcium ion homeostasis; monoatomic cation transport. Gene Ontology annotation, cellular component: membrane. The record is from RefSeq and is a predicted model, not a curated record. Bases 1 to 3066 code for a protein of 1021 amino acids. The transcript is spliced from 11 exons. NCBI's taxonomy places the organism in Eukaryota, Metazoa, Platyhelminthes, Cestoda, Cyclophyllidea, Taeniidae. Gene Ontology annotation, molecular function: calcium:sodium antiporter activity.
AUGCGUCAAAGGACUGUCUCAGCUGUUGCAGCUUCGGUGUUGUGUGCACGUAUCAAGAGGCACAGGGGAAUAGCCCUAGCCCCAAGCUUUCAUACUCUCCUCAUCAGCAUUUUGGUGGUAGGAUGUGCUCAGGUUGCUAUUGCCUCACCACCGUCGGCAUUUUCGGAUGUAAUGGGAGUUUCUCGAUCUUUUCCACCCAGUGGAGAUGCUCCCAACUCCUCCGUGUGUCGUCAUGCCUUAAAACAGGUGUCUGGACACUCAGCCAAGUGCAAUAUCUCACGAGAUUUUCGUGGAUGUCGAUUUGACUCGGGAUUUAUCUCCUACCUCGAGUUCCAGUACUGCCAGUUCUCCACACCUGUGGUGCCCACCAUUCUUAUGGGCGUCACUUUGUUGGCCUUUGGUAACGGAGCACCAGACGUCUUCAGUGCUGUCACAGCCAUCACAACUGGUGAUCCAGAGGCGCCUGAUGAAGGCUUGGGUCUUGGUUUUCUUAUGGUCUGGACAACUAGGGAGACAACAACGAUUUUGUGUUUUGCUAAUUUAGGAUCAGGAUUGUUGGUAAACACAGUGACCGCGGGUUUAAUUAUGAUAAUUCACCCAUUUCAAACUAAUCGUCGUCCCUUCAUAAAGGAUGUGCUUUUCUACAUGAGUGCUGUGAGUUGGAGCGCCUCAAUUCUCAUUCGUCGGUCAAUUUAUCUCAGCGAUUCCAUAGGUUUUAUACUGCUCUACAUACUUUAUGUGAUAACAACUUGGGCAGCCAGCCACAUUCAUCUAAAGAGGUCCAACAGUCCGAUCUACCAACGCUGUGCAAAUUACCUUAAAGGCCUUAAAAAAUGCACCAUAUGUAAACGCAAUAAGCCAACGAGUAGGAGUCCAGUAGAAGGUGAUGAAACGUCAUCUCCAAAGGACGCCUGGUGGUUCCGAUCUCUAUGCGGUCUAAUUAGGUCCCGAAGGACUGUUUCUGAAUCCCUGGUUUCGGAUGACUUUGAACUGGGGUCGAAGAAAUCUAACGCGCUUCAAGAUAACCAUAUGGGUGGUCAGAAUGAACAUUCCUACGUAGAAAACGAUGUAAAAAUAAUCAGUUACCGCAAACACCCUGAUCCCAUGAGCAUCUCCAAAGGCGCCAGUCACAAUGGUGACCGUCGUCGAUCUUCUCGCAUCUUCCCCCGCAUCGAGGUCACCGCACCGCCAACGGAUAACCAUACCGCCGUCGGUGAAUCCUCAACAACUUCGAAAACCUCUGCUUCCAUUCUCCGGGGUCAUGUGGCUCCGUCGCAGGAUUUGUUGGAACCGCCCCAUCGUGUCCACCACCUCCUCCAUCCUCUCACUCCACCACCUCACUACGCUACUAAGUGCAUCACACCGCCUUCCAGUGUCUCCCAACGAUCCUCCGUUAGGAAACGAGCCUCAGUGGGUGGGAUUGGACUGCGCUCAAGAACUCCUAGCAUUUAUCAGAGACGAGGAAGUAGACGCAUGAGUGCCAUGGAGCAGUUGCCUUUUGUAGUUAGAUGGAUUAUUGCAAGCGAAGAGACCGAAGGAAAGGACACUGAAGAUGAAAACCUGGAAAUUCGAAGACGUCAUCGCAACGCUUCCGACUCCACCCAUGCAGGUGACCUCGUCUCGUUUCACACCUUCGCUCAGGACAUUUCCCAAUCGCGCAGUCCCACAGUCUCCUUUCGAGAUGAUCCCUCAUCUCAUUGCUACUUUCCCCACUUUCCUCCCACUCACGAACUUCAACGAAUUUCCUCUGCCUCCCUUAACGGCCUGGAUGACAUAGACAAAGCCCGCAGUGCCCAAGCUCACAGCCCCGCUGACUUUGGAUCCACAUUCACCAUUUCCACAAAGGGAAAAAGAGGUAUCUGUGGGAAAAUUGCCCCCAAAAUAGGCGAAGGAGAGACCGAAUUACAAGCAGAGGAUGAGGAAAAGGAAGAAGCUGUGGAAGAUCCAUUUGUCCGGUGGGCCAGUCGUGGUAUGUGGCAUCACCUCCUCUACUGCCUUUGCCCUAUAGAGAUCUCCGAAUGGAAUGACUUAUCCAUCCCCGUCAAAUUACUCCAAAUUAUCCAAUCUCCGAUUUUCAUUCUUUUUCGAUUGACCAUUCCCGUUGUAUAUGAGGAUCUGGAACCUACGUCAACUUCAACGCCCGAGUCUGCAACUGAUGUGAGUGGGGCUGAAGGCAUCAAUUUGUCUUCUUCCACAUAUGUGGGGAGAGAGGGAGGUGAACAAAUGCAGGCAAGGUCACCAAAAAACUCCUCACAAACGGUAAAUGAGAGGGGCGACGAGUUAAGAUCAGGCUUGGAUUCGCCUCUGGUGGAUUUUGAGGAUCUGCAUGGGUGGUGUCGCCUUCUCAAUUGCUUUCAGUGUCUUAUCACCCCAAUGUUGUGGGUCCUUCUGAUUACUGUGGGAGGCAUACCACUAGGCCUUUACAAAGUGGGUAAUUCAAAUCUCCCAGUUGUGGUCAUAGUUCUCCUCAUCUCCACCGGCCUCACAAUAACCAUAUUCGUGACCUCGAGUUGGGAUCGCGCCCCCACGCCCUACCAUCGACCCUUCUUUGCCACUUUGGGCUUUCUCACCUCCAUCGUGUGGAUUUAUGCCAUAGCUCACGAGCUCGUCAAUUCCCUGGAGGCUCUGGGCAUCGUCUGGGAGAUUAGUGAAGCCAUUCUUGGCAUCACUGUCAUGGCAUUUGCCAGCUCUAUCAGCGACCUCAUGUCAAAUUCCCUGUUGGCACACAACGGUUAUCCUCGAAUCGCCUUUGCGGCCUGUAUUGGCUCACCACUCUUCAACCUCCUCAUCGGCGCCGGCGCCUCCUAUACUAUCAAGUUGGCUAGGUCUGGUGACCACACAGCAGAUAUGUCCUUCACCCUGACACAUGUGCUGCUAUUCUCCUUCCUAAUGGGAGUACUUACCACGAAUCUGGUGGUGGCAUUUGCUACGGGCUUUCAUAUGCGUCGCGUCUAUGGCAUUUGUCUGCUCUGUGCCUACGCCACAUUCAUGAUGCUCGCCAUCCUCGUAGAGGCCGAUGUCAUUGAGCCACCCACCUCGUGGCAUCUACUCACUGGCACCGAGUAG